CGGGGCUCUGGCGGGAUGCCAGAAGGGCCAUCUGUGAGGAAAUUUCACCACCUCGUCUCCCCCUUUGUGGGCCAGCAGGUGGUCAAGACAGGGGGCAGUAGUCAGAAGCUACACCCUGCAACUCUUCAGUCUCUGUGGCUCCAGGAUGCCCAGGUGCAUGGAAAGAAAUUAUUCCUUCGAUUUGAUCCAGAUGAACAAAUGGGGUCGCCUGGCAGCCACUCACUGCCAGAGUUUUUACAGCAAGGAGCUCAGAAGGAAGAGGAUGUGGACCCAGAGCUGACCUUGGGGUCCAACAGUCAGAAAAUCUCUGCUGGCUCCACCCCAUCCACAAAGUCUGAUCCCAGUGGAUUCAGUGCCCCUGAGUAUCUGGGAGACAGCCCUACAGCAGGUGGCCGGAGGUGGCUGCAGGUCAAGUUUGGUUUGUUUGGCAGUGUCUGGGUGAACAACUUCUCUAGAGCGAAGAAAGCCAACAAGAGAGGUGACUGGAAGGACCCUGUGCCCAGGUUGGUCCUGCACUUUGGUGGUGGUGGCUUCCUGGCAUUUUAUAAUUGCCAGAUGUCUUGGAGCCCUUCCCCAGUCGUGGAGCCCACCUGUGACAUCUUGUCUAAGGAGUUCCAUCGAGGACAAGCCAUGGAGGCUCUGCGCCAGGCUCAGCCUGUGUGCUACACGCUGUUGGACCAGAGAUAUUUCUCAGGCUUAGGGAACAUCAUUAAGAACGAAGCCUUGUACAGAGCUGGGAUCCAUCCCCUCUCUCUCGGUUCACUCCUGAGUUCUUUGAAGUUGGAGGCCCUCGUGAAUCACGUUCUGGAGUUCAGUACAGACUGGCUUCAGGGCAAGUUUCUGGGCAAGCAGUGUCACACACAGAUCUAUCAGAAGGAACAGUGUCCUGCUGGACACCAGGUCCUGAAGGAGGCAUUUGGGCCCCCAGAUGGGUUCCAGAGGCUCACCUGGUGGUGCCCACAGUGCCAACCCCUGCUGCUACCCAAAGGGCCGCAGGAGCUCCAGGGCUCCUAAGGCAUUCAGGCACUUCAUAGUACUUGCCUUUGGGGACCAAGAUGCCUAUGUGUCCAGAACAGAUGGCACAGAGGAUAGUGUGAGUCGAAAGGUGCUGUAUUGUUAAUAUUCAUGUCACUGGAGUUAUGUCUAAAGACAGCUUUUUGUUGAAGUAGACUUUCCCUUUUCUAGUUCAGUUAAUUCUUUUGUUUGUUUGGUGGAACCAGGGUGUGAACUCAGGGCUUCACACUUGCAAAGCAGGCACUCUGCUGCUUGAGCCACACUUCUAGUACAUUU
This is a messenger RNA of Castor canadensis (American beaver), 1290 nucleotides long. It is a transcript of the gene Neil2, whose product is annotated as nei like DNA glycosylase 2. Gene Ontology annotation, molecular function: DNA-(apurinic or apyrimidinic site) endonuclease activity; zinc ion binding; damaged DNA binding. Gene Ontology annotation, biological process: base-excision repair. The record is from RefSeq and is a predicted model, not a curated record. Lineage: Eukaryota; Metazoa; Chordata; Mammalia; Rodentia; Castoridae. Gene Ontology annotation, cellular component: nucleus.